AUGGCCGCCAAUUCCCUUGGGCUACAGCUCCCAAGCUCCAGUGGAUCCACGACCCCUAGACGCCCCAUCACACCCAGUCCCAGCUCUCUCUCGGUGCCACCGACCACGGGCAUCGUUGUCUUCUCGGGUGGUAGCGCCGCUAACAACCUCGUCGAUGUCUUCGAGAGUGUUCGAGAAGCGAAUCAGUGCACUCUGAGCUACGUUAUCCCCAUUUCUGACAACGGCGGCAGCAGUAGUGAGAUCAUCCGUGUCUUUGGUGGACCAGGUAUCGGAGAUGUCAGGUCUCGACUCGUGCGUCUUAUUUCCAACGACGGUAGCCCCGAGACUGUAGCUAUCAAGCACUUCUUCAACCAUCGCCUACCAAAAGCCUAUGCUGAAGCUAGGUCGGAAUGGUUUGAGAUCGUCGAGGCUACUCACCCGCUCUGGAACGACAUCUCGUCCCCCAAGCGGGAACUCAUCCGCUCUUAUCUCAACAGCUUCAAUCUUGAGGUUGUGAAGCGCAUGAAGCCCAGCAGUCGCUUUGACUACUCUGGAGCCAGCAUUGGAAACCUCUUCCUCACAGGCGCCCGCCUCUUCACUGGUAGUUUCGAGGCUGCCAUCUACCUCUUGAGCUCCAUCUGUUCGGUACCGGAUAGAAUAGCAGUCCUUCCGGCUCUUAACACUAACUUUGCGAGCCACAUCGCUGCUGGUCUUGAAGAUGGAACGAUAAUCACAGGUCAGAACGACAUCUCUCAUCCCAGCGCUCCAACUGCGGCUGUCCCGGGGGCAUCGGCUGGUGUGCAUAGCCCAACGGUAUCACGACAUGAGCCUUGGGAUCAUGAUCACCAUCACGUAGAGGAUGCUAAUCUUCCCGGAACGCUGCCUGCAUUGCGCCGACCAGCAAUUGCCUUCUCCAAAGAUCAAGAAGAGGACCUGCCUGCAAGAAUCUCACGGCUGUGGUACAUCAACCCUUAUGGCGAGGAGAUCAAGAUGCCUGCCAAUCCGAGAGUUCUCGAUGCUCUUCGUUCGGUGCAUAGCAUAGUCUACAGCAUCGGCUCCUUGUUUACCUCAUUAAUCCCAAGUCUAGUACUCCGCGGUGUCGGAGACGCCAUUGCAAGUCCACAGGUUCGCAACAAGAUCCUCAUUCUCAACGGAACUACCGACCGCGAAACUGGUCCAUCGACCGCGCCUUUCACAGGCCUUGACUUUGUCGGGGCUAUAGCGAAUGCUCUCGCCUAUUCAAGAGGUUUGCCAAAGCCCGCCGAGGAGGAAUACUGCCACUACGUGACGCACGUUAUCUACAUAGAAGGCCCAACUUCGCCCAAGGUGGAUAAACCACAAUUUGGGAUGCUGGGGAUUGAUGCAACACGGUUAUACGGUCCAAAGGAUGAGAACGGAAGAGGUGGACGUUAUGAUGCCAAGGCUUUGACACAGGCGCUUGAGACUAUCAUCGGGAGAAAGGAUGCGCGAUCAGAUAGAAGUCGACGAAAUACCCUUGUUGGUUAG
Molecule: messenger RNA, 1485 nt
Organism: Fusarium sp. VM40
Lineage: Eukaryota; Fungi; Ascomycota; Sordariomycetes; Hypocreales; Nectriaceae
Source: the annotation of a GenBank genome assembly